AUGACGAUAGAAAACUCUUCUGAGGAGAGGACUACUUCUAAGGCAGACCCCAGUAAAUCUAAAGGCAGAACAAAAAUCCCAGAAAGCAAAACUAAUAGUAGGUAUAUGCAAGUAGUGACAAGUGCAUUUAAUGAAGCUAUUAUUGAUUCACCUACUUUUAGAGCUUCGGUCAAUUACUAUGAUACCAAAGUGAAUGAACUUCAAGAAUGGCUAGGAAGUACCUUAGAUUACAUCGAGUAUAAUUACACUAAACCAAAGGCUGAUAUUCAAAAAGCACAAAAUAUUCUGGUACAGCGUAUUCUACCUAGUCCUACUUUGUUAAGUAAUGGUUUGGUAUCGAGUCAAUCUCAAGCACCCAGUAUGGCAGAAGAAUUUGGAAAGAACUAUUCGGAGUUUAUCAGUACUUUGGAAGGCAUUUCACUCCUUGAAGAAAAAAGUUAUUCCGAGACUUUGCUAGGCUUGCAAGUUGGUGCCAUUGAACCGUAUCUUGCAAAACGUAGAACUUUUGAAGAAUGUCAAGAAAAGUAUGAUAAUAUGGUUACUCAAAUUCUAUCCAAACCUGGGUCAAAUUCAAAUAUUAAGGCAUCUUAUUUAAAAGAUGAAGAAGAAAAACUGUUUGCAUUAAAGAAGGAAUAUGUUGAGGCCUCUUUUACGUUGGUUUGGGCGAUUAUCACUUUGAGACUGGGAAUGGAUAAAUUUAUGGUAGAAAUUAUGGGACAAUUUAAUAAAAAAAAUGUCUACACUUUCAAAGAAGAUGGGAAACAAAUAAAUUUAUCGCCCAUUAUUAAUCAGCGUUUCCAUAGUUAUUUCAAAUGGGUUAAAUACUCUAUGUCUUCCUUCAAAACCAUUCACGAGAAUAUGUCUAGGGGGAAAGAACGAGUCUACAAGGGAUUGUUGAAGGAAAUUACACCUUCGACGGACCAAAAGGAUUACAUCUUAUCAAGUUUGGAAGGAUUUAGAAAUAUAUCGGCAACUAGUUACAUGGAUGAACCAGUAAUGAAAAAUGGUUGGCUCUUAAUGAAGACUAGCGUUGGACCCUCUGCUCAUACACUUUGGGUGAAAAGGUGGUGUUCUGUAGAUGAAUUUAUGUUUGGAAUGUUCUUAUUAUCAGCAAACAAGGCUUAUGUAGAGGAGACAGAUAAAUUUGGAAUUUCAUUGAUUAAUUUGCAAUACCCCAUCGAAUCUAAUAGAAGAUUUUGUUUCAAUUUGGAAAUUGCGAGAAGAAAUGCUAAAGCAAGCCCAAUGGUUAUUACAUUUCAAGCUAAAAAUGUUUCUCAAUUGAGAGAAUGGAUCCUAGCUUUCACUAAGUCAAAAUUGAAGUUUGAAGCUUUUAUGAAGGAUAAAUCAAAGAGGGAUGAAACAGCAUGUGGUCUUAGAAGAUACUCUCCAAGGUUUGUAGAAUUUGCUUCAUCAGCUAACACAUAUUACGAUCAAAUUCUUACGACAAAGGAUACUGAUACGAUAUCACUAAUUGAAUCAUUAAAGGGGAUACUGAAACCUGAACAAAUUACAGAUACUAUCGAACAAAAAACACAAGCACAUAAAGCCAUUUCUACACCUUCGCAAACACAGCUAACCCCAUUGGCACUUCUAGCUGGUCCGUUCAGAGAAAAAUCUUACAGAAUGUUAGAUGCUAUCCAAGCAAAUAUUUGGGGGUUAAAUCCUUUGAAUCAAAAUGGUGCUGUUUCCACUAGAGAUAGUGAUCCAAUCCCUAUUCCCGGUCACACAAAGCCAAAGAAACUUGUCUUCCCUAAGAAUUAUACUGACGAGCUUAAAGUUGACUACCUCCAAUUUAAAACACUUUAUGAAUCCAUCAAUUAUAAUUAUUCCAAAAAAUAUUUAAGUAAUGUGAACGAAUAUGUGCUUUUAAAAUUUGCAGACUUUUGGUCUCUUGGAGAUGGUCAAAUUUUUAUGGGUAUUUGUUAUAUCACUAAGAAAUACAUGUAUAAUUACCUAUCUGCAGGUGGUCUAUUUCAUUUAUCAAGACUUCCAAUAAAUGGGUAUGAAGGAGCAGAAUUCACUGAGAAGAAUAAAAACCUAAUAUGUGUUCGUCAAAAAGGAGGUGCUAAAAUCACCCUUACUGUACCAUUUUGUAACUACAGAGCAGUAGCUUCAAAAAUUCAAUAUUUAAUUGAAUUGAAUGAAUCAAAAAUUGAUAAAUCUGUUGAUGACAUAUUAGCAAAGUUUAAUAAUAUCGAUAGAGUAUAUGACGAAAUAGCUCAGAAAGAAGAACUGAUUAAUGAUUCUGGAACUAAUAAUUUGAUUAAAACUGAAUAUAACCUAGGUAAAACGUUUUGGAACAUGGAUCCAUCGGAAGAAGAGAUUAAGGAGAAAAUUUAUGGGAUUCAAAAUAAUUUUGGAAAGACUUACGUCAGAAGUUAUAAUGUCCCCAGUAAAGCUCUACUGCAUAUAAUGUUUGGUGACCACUCGAAUGUGUUCCCCAAUUCAUUAUUCUUGGCUGACAAAGAGAGUAAUUAUAAUAAAACAAUGUAUUGGAAACAAGUUCAAGAUUCUAAUAAUAAAAUCGAAUUGGAAAGAACUAUUCAGUUUAAACAAAAUAGAACCAACAACUUUGUUGCUGAUAAAGAAAAAUUUGUGGCACUAAAACAGCGUAUUACGGAAAUGGUAGAAAAUAGAUAUUACGAAAUUGAGCAAGAGCCAAUGAUACUGGAUAUUUCUUUUUGUAGACCUUUAAAAUUGACAGUAUUGUAUAAUAUCACUGAGUCUCCAGAUGCAGAAAAUCGUGCUGCCUCAAAACUUCACUUAUCGAAUAAGGGAUGUCGUUUAUAUGUUCAUUAUAAACUGGAAUUUUUAAAAGCUGGUGAUAUAUGUUUCUUUGAAAGGUACACCCAAAAUCUUGUUUUCCAGAUAACAGAAAUGGAAUUCAGCUUUAUUAGAAGAUCAAUACACUAUUAUUUGGAAAAGAUUGGGUCUCAUGGACAAGUUACAAAGGCUAUCAAGCUUGGUGGUUUACUAGGUGUCUCUAUGAACGAUAAAAUCCGAUAUGAAAAGAAUGAAAGCAUACCUAGUACUGAUGACUUCCAACUUCCCGGACAAUUAAGUGGGGAUGAAUCAGAAUCCACGAAGAAUGACAGUGCAGACAAUAAUCCAAACGGGAUGAUUGAUUUCAAAACUACAGACAAUGAAAAGAAUGAAGGCACCAGUGUAUUGAGUGUGAAGUAUGACAGCCUACCAGUAGUAAGAUAUGAUUGGAAUUUACUAAGCAAAAUAUCUUUCACACUAGUAAUUUAUAGGAUAAUAAACGUUGUUUUUAUUUUUUUGAGGUUCAUUUUGCUCGCAAUCUCGUUUGGUAUAAAAUGCAUCAAAUACAUCAAUUAUGUCUUGUUAUGUGGAUUGAGUAUUUCGAUUGUAUUGAACGUAAUGUUAACUUCAAGAUCUACUAUUUCAUACUGGUCUGUUAGAAAGGCGAACCAUAUUUUUGAGAAUGCUCUAAAGAGUAAAGAUAAUGUAUCCCAGACGAAGAGUAUUUCAUUAAAAGAUUUGGAAAUUUUAACUGACUAUUUAAGUGGUUCUAAUAGUGAUAUUGUAUUUGCAAAAUAUAAAGAACAGUCUGUGUCGAAGGAGAAUAAAUACAGAAAGACUAGAUCCGAGAUUGGUGUAAGGAGAAAUGAUCUGCUAAUCGAACUUCGGAUGUUACAAGGAAUGGAAAAGGAAUUAGUUCAAGGUGAUUAUAGGUCCUUCUUAAUGGAAGAAAUUGAAAACUGUAAGAGGGUUACGGUUGAAUAUCCGUUACUUUGGGAGGAUGAUGAGCAAUUGCAAAACUAUUGCAAUAUAUGCUAUGAGGAGUACGAAAAUUUAAAUAUUGAAAUUCUGUAA
Molecule: messenger RNA, 3837 nt
Organism: Maudiozyma saulgeensis
Lineage: Eukaryota; Fungi; Ascomycota; Saccharomycetes; Saccharomycetales; Saccharomycetaceae
Source: the annotation of a GenBank genome assembly